GAGUUACAACUUCAUGUGAAGGAAAUCGUCAAUCACAACUGGACUUAUUGUUGUUCAAAAACCCAAAGCCCCGGGAGAGGAGAGGGCUUAUCCCCUUCUUUCAAGAAUUCUGAGAGCGGAGCACAGCAAACGCCCAACCAAAUGUGGUGAUGUUUUCCGCUCUUUCUUCGCCCCUUCAGGCCCCCAUUCUCUUCAAUUUCCCACUUCAUAACUGCGCUAAACCCAAACCAAAAUCUAUUCCCUGUCCUAGAAAUUCCUCAUUCUUUGUCAAAUCAUUCUCACCCCUACACCCGCUUCGAGUUCCGGCUGCGCUUCGAGUUGUCCGGUGUUCUGUUGAUGACAAUAAGGUUGACAACCGACCAAGAAUCAUAUCCAAUGAUUUGAAGCAUUGUAACGACGAACACAAUGCACUUGCCUUUGCCAGGCCGAUUGCUUAUGCAUUGUUCUGUGUUGUUAUUGGGUUUUUCUGUCCGGUUUUUGGGUUUCGGAAGCCUGCUUUGGCUGCGGUUGCUGCCGCCCCUCCUGCAGCCGGGAGCGAAUUAGUUCUAGGUGAAGAGAAUGAGGAAAAGAGUCACGAGUACUCGCGUUAUACACGGAGGUUGUUGGAGGAUGUGUCGAGGCUACUUAGGUUAAUUGAGGAGGGGAAAAAUGCGGGGAAGGAAGACUUUGACACGAACGUUGAGGAAGGGUUGAACCAGGUCAAGAUGACUAAGAGGGCACUGCAAGAAGAGAUAAUGAAUGGUCUUCAUGCGGAGUUGGAGACUUUGAAGCGGGAAAAGGAAGAGCUAAUGGACCGUUCCGAGAAAAUUUUGGAUAAAGUAUCCAAGGCACUGAGGGAAGAAGAGAAUUUGCUGAGGGUUGGAAAAGGCGGUGGUGAUAGGAUUGAGAGGUUGAGGGAUGAGAGGAUGAGUUGGGAGAAAAAGUAUAAUGACAUAUUGGAGAGGAUUUGGGAUAUUGAAGACCUGAUUGAGUGGAAAGAAACCAUGGCAUUUAGCAUUGGUGUGAGAGAGCUUUUGUUUAUUGAGAGGGAAUGUGAGGCUCUGGUUGAGGACUUCUUAAGGGAAAUGAGGAGGCCUAAGAUUCAGAGUGCCUCAGGACCCUCCUUUACCAAGCUCUCUAAAGGUGAGAUUCGGAAAGAACUGCAGGACGCGCAUAGGCAGUUGCAAGAGCAAAUUAUUUUACCCAGUGUUGUGGUCAAUGGGGAUAUGGAAUCUCUCUCUGGCCAAGAUUCAACUGAUUUUGCUCUUCGGAUACAGAAAGUACUUAGAGAUUCAAGAGAGAUGCAAAAGAACCUGGAGUCUCAAAUUAGAAAGACUAUGAAGAAACAUGGUGAGGAAAGACGUUAUAUUGCAAUCACACCACCAGAUGAGGUUGUCAAGGGUUAUCCAGAUAUUGAGCUGAAGUGGAUGUUUGGAAGGAAGGAGGUAGUAAGCGGAAAAGCUGCGAGCCUCCAUUUACUUCAUGGUUGGAAGAAAUGGAGAGAGGAUGUGAAGAUGGACCUUAAGAAAAGUUUUCUAGAAGAUCCUGAACUAGGUAAAAAGUAUGUGGCUGAGAGACAGGAGCGUAUUCUUUGGGAUCGGGAUAGAGUGGCAUCAAGGACUUGGUAUAAUGAACAACAAAAUAGGUGGGAAUUGGAUCCAAUAGCUGUUCCUUAUGCUAUAUCCAAAAAACUUGUGGAGAAUGCUCGAAUAAGGCAUGAUUGGGCUGCCAUGUAUGUCACACUUAAGGGGAACGACGAGGAAUAUUUUGUGGACGUCAAAGAACUUGAGAUGCUGUUUGAAGAUUUUGGGGGGUUUGAUGCAUUGUAUCUGAGAAUGCUUGCUGCUGGGAUUCCCACUUCUGUUCAGAUGAUGUGGAUUCCCUUUUCAGAGUUAGAUUUCAGUCAGCAAUUUCUCCUGCUAGUGAACCUAUGUCGUCAGUGCUUUACUGAAUUGUGGAGGAGUAAUAUUUUUUCGUAUGCAAAAGAAUGGACCCUUGAAAAGAUAGGAAAUAUUAAUGAUGACAUAAUGGUGAUGAUUGUUUUCCCACUUGUGGAGUUUGUUAUACCUUAUCAGGUGAGGAUGCGAUUGGGUAUGGCUUGGCCGGAGUAUGCUGAUGUAUCUGUUGGCUCAACUUGGUAUUUGAAGUGGCAAUCUGAGGCUGAAAUAAAAUUCAAAUCCAGGAAAAGGGAUGGGUUCCGGUGGCAUUUUUUGUUUUUGGUUAGAACUGCCAUAUACGGAUAUGUGCUGUUUCAUGUGUUCCGAUUUUUGAGGAGGAAAGUUCCUAGAGUUCUUGGUUUUGGGCCUUUAAGAAGAAAUCCCAACUUAAGAAAGUUGCGGAGAGUGAAAGCUUAUUUAAGAUAUAGGAAGAAGAAAAUAAAGCGUCGGAAGAAGGAUGGUGUUGAUCCGAUAAGCACUGCUUUUGAGCACAUGAAGAGAAUAAAAAAUCCACCUAUCCGGUUGAAAGAUUUUGCAAGUGUUGAAUCUAUGAGAGAAGAAAUUAAUGAAGUUGUGGCAUUUCUACAAAACCCUAAUGCAUUUCAAGAAAUGGGAGCUCGUGCACCACGGGGUGUUCUCAUUGUUGGUGAGAGAGGAACAGGUAAAACAUCCCUAGCACUAGCUAUAGCAGCAGAAGCAAGGGUUCCUGUGGUUGAGGUCAAAGCCCAACAGCUGGAAGCUGGUCUUUGGGUGGGCCAAAGUGCAUCAAAUGUUAGAGAACUAUUUCAAACAGCACGGGAUCUGGCUCCUGUCAUUAUUUUAGUUGAAGAUUUUGAGCUCUUUGCUGGUGUCCGUGGCAAGUUCAUCCACACCAAAAAGCAGGAUCAUGAGGCUUUCAUCAAUCAACUUCUUGUGGAGCUUGACGGGUUUGAGAAACAAGAUGGGGUGGUUUUGAUGGCUACUACUCGAAGUCUUAAACAAAUUGACGAGGCUUUGCGGCGUCCUGGUAGAAUGGAUAGAAUAUUUCAACUUCAGCAACCAACUCAAGCAGAAAGAGAGAAAAUACUACGUAUUGCUGCAAAAGAAACAAUGGAUGAGGAUCUCAUUGACUUUGUCGAUUGGAGAAAGGUUGCUGAAAAGACGGCCCUUCUUCGUGCUAUAGAAUUGAAAUAUGUCCCCUUGUCUUUGGAAGGUAGUGCCUUCAGAAGAAAGUUUGUUGACACAGAUGAACUUAUGAGCUACUGCAGUUGGUUUGCUACUUUUAGUGCCGUAGUCCCUAAAUGGGUGAGGAAAACCAAAGUUUCAAAGAAAAUAAGCAAGAUGCUGGUCAAUCAUCUAGGCCUAACAUUGACAAAAGAGGAUUUGCAGAACGUAGUUGACCUGAUGGAACCAUAUGGUCAAAUAAGCAAUGGCAUAGAACUGCUGAGUCCGCCUCUUGAUUGGACUAGGGAAACAAAGCUUCCUCAUGCUGUCUGGGCUGCUGGUCGUGGUCUUAUGGCUCUUCUAUUACCAAAUUUUGAUGUUGUUGAUAAUCUAUGGCUUGAAUCUUCAUCUUGGGAGGGAAUUGGAUGCACCAAGAUUACCAAAACCAGGAAUGGAGCUACUGUGAAUGGCAAUGUUGAGACCAGAGCUUAUCUUGAAAAGAAGCUUGUGUUCUGCUUUGGCUCUUACGUUGCCUCUCAGCUUCUGCUUCCAUUUGGAGAAGAAAAUAUUCUUUCUUCCUCAGAGUUGAAGGAAGCACAGGAGAUAGCUACUAGGAUGGUUGUUCAGUAUGGGUGGGGUCCUGAUGAUAGUCCAACAAUUUAUCACCAUGGAAAUGCGGUGACAGCUUUGAGUAUGGGGGACAACUUUGAGUAUGAGAUGGCUGCUAAAGUAGAAAGAAUUUAUAACUUGGCAUAUGAUAAGGCAAGAAUGCUGCUUCAGAAAAACUAUCUAGCCCUGGAGAGAAUUGUCGAGGAACUGCUUGAGUAUGAAAUUUUGACAGGAAAGGAUUUAGAAAGAAUUGUCGCAGAGAAUGGUGGGAUUCGUGAGAAGGAGCCAUUUUUCCUUUCAAGUGCCGGUUAUGAUGAGCACCCUUUUGAAAGCCCACUGGCGAUAAAUUAGGACUCAGAAGUUCAAAAGUUCUGUGCAUUAUUUAUUCUCCAACAUGCUUGGAUUGUUCAGUUUUCAAGGUGGCAAGUUUUCGAUGGUGCCAGUGAAAACACUGGGAAAGGAGAUUUUGUCAUGUUGAGAAGAGGUUCUGAAAUUUUCCUUCUCAACUUUCAAUAAGGUGUGUUGUAAUGUCCGUGCAUAUUUUGGGUCAUGGACUAAGUGAUGUUUCACAAUCUUUUGACACUUGUGAAGCUAAAUCUACCGCGUAACAAAUAGUAUGAUGAUUUCAUCUUCUAUUAAAAUGUAUUUCAACUACUUUGUAGAGAUUGUAUUGCAUUUCUCAAGAUUGGCAACUUUUGAAAUUGUAUCAAAUAAGGAAUACUGAAAACCUGGAUCCAUUUGCCCCCAAUAAGCAACUUGAAGGAAAAUAUAGCCCUUGUCCAAAGCAAAAAUCUUAUCUA
Sesamum indicum (sesame) is the source of this 4468-nucleotide messenger RNA. RefSeq names its product FtsH extracellular protease family. Gene Ontology annotation, cellular component: chloroplast thylakoid membrane. Gene Ontology annotation, molecular function: ATP hydrolysis activity; ATP binding; ATP-dependent peptidase activity. Lineage: Eukaryota; Viridiplantae; Streptophyta; Magnoliopsida; Lamiales; Pedaliaceae. The record is from RefSeq and is a predicted model, not a curated record. Gene Ontology annotation, biological process: regulation of apoptotic process; proteolysis.